AUGGCCGAGAAGCACACUAUUGUCGUCUUCGGAGGAGACUAUUCUGGGCCUGAGGUCAUGGCAGAAGGUUUGAAGGUUUUGGCAGAGGUUCAGCGUCAACACCCCGAAGUGACACUCGAACUCAAACACCACCUGAUUGGCGGCGCUGCUUGGGACGCCCACGGCGUGAACAUCACAGACGAAGCCAUCUCCGACGCCAGGUCAGCAUCUGCCGUCCUCCUCGGCGCCGUCGGGGGCCCAAAAUGGGCUCAAGUCCCCGUCCCAGUCGAAUGGGGCCUGGGCGACCUCCGCAAAGCGCUCGACGCCUUCGGCAACCUACGCCCGGUCAACUUCGCCGCCCCGUCCCUCAUCUCCCGGUCCGCCUUCAAGCCCGCCGUCUGCGCCGGCACCGACAUGACCAUCGUGCGCGAGCUGACCGGCGGCAUCUACUUCGGCGCGCGGCAGGAGCCCUCGGGCGGCACGCUCGCCGCCGCCUCCGACACGGACGCCUACACGCACGGCGAGAUUGCGCGGGUCGCGCGGCUUGCCGGCGCGCUGGCCAUGGCCCACGACCCGCCGCUGCCGGUGACGAGCCUGGACAAGGCGAACGUGCUGGCCGCCUGCGGCCGGCUGUGGCGCCGCGUCGUGACCGAGGUCAUGGCCGACGAGUUUCCGCAAGUCGAGCUGCGGCACCUGCUGAUCGAUAGCGCGGCCAUGGUCAUGGCGUGCGACCCGACGAGGCUGAAUGGCGUCGUGCUGACCAGCAACAUGUUUGGCGAUAUCAUCAGUGAUGAGGCUAGCGCUAUUCCGGGGAGCAUCGGGUUGCUGCCUAGCGCGAGCUUGUGUGCUAUUCCCGACGGGGUGGACGGUUCGUCGGUCCGCGGGCUGUAUGAGCCGAUUCAUGGCUCUGCCCCUGACAUUUCGGGCAAGCAAAUAGUCAAUCCUGUUGGAAUGAUCCUGUCAGUUGCCAUGAUGUUCAGAUGGUCUUUGAACAUGGCCACUGUCGCAAAAGCCAUCGAGGACGCUGUUAGGGAAACGCUGGAUGCUUCCAUCUGCACUCCAGAUGUCGGAGGCACUGCAUCGACUUCUGAGGUUGGAAAUGCUGUGGUUACUGCAUUGGCAAAGAAUUGGUAG
Diplodia corticola is the source of this 1113-nucleotide messenger RNA. RefSeq names its product 3-isopropylmalate dehydrogenase. The record is from RefSeq and is a predicted model, not a curated record. Lineage: Eukaryota; Fungi; Ascomycota; Dothideomycetes; Botryosphaeriales; Botryosphaeriaceae. Gene Ontology annotation, biological process: L-leucine biosynthetic process. The transcript has 6 exons. Bases 1 to 1113 code for a protein of 370 amino acids. Gene Ontology annotation, cellular component: cytosol. Gene Ontology annotation, molecular function: NAD binding; 3-isopropylmalate dehydrogenase activity; magnesium ion binding.